GGAACAUUCUUUUAUCCCAGCACGCCACCAAGAGUAAUGACUCCUCCUGUAUCAGCUACCCUGACAAUCUUUUAAGCAGAGAAGUAUACCAGGCGCAAUGAGGACCAUGUCAGAAGCGACGACGAGACACAGCAAAGCGAGGAGGAAUCGAAGCGAAGCAGGAGUAUAUCAAGAGCACAGGAAGAGCAAGUCGGAAUCAAGGAAGAGGCUCUCGAGUGAAAGGAGGAGCAGUUCAAAGCAGAGGGAGAGCGGGGAGGAGGGAUGUUCCCGAAAGGCCAACCACCAGCUUCAUGAAUACGUCCAUCAAGGAAUCGCCGGAAACAUCUCAUUUGGAUUGGACGGAGACGAAGAGAUGCCUGGCAGCAACGUGGCAGAAUAGAGAGACGGUCUUAGAUGGAAAACUCUUGCGCAGCUGUCCGGUAGCGUAUGAUGCUCGUUGGAAUAUUUUAAGCAAUCGGACAUCAUACGAAUAGUGCUACAUACCAUUCUAAUUAUGACAUCGGGUUCAUUCCUCACAC
This is a messenger RNA of Dissoconium aciculare CBS 342.82, 518 nucleotides long. RefSeq lists its product as uncharacterized. The record is from RefSeq and is a predicted model, not a curated record. NCBI's taxonomy places the organism in Eukaryota, Fungi, Ascomycota, Dothideomycetes, Mycosphaerellales, Dissoconiaceae. The coding region runs from base 107 to 379 and encodes 90 amino acids. The transcript has a single exon.